ACAACACCGCGAAAGCGCAAAGAAGAACCUUUGGAAGAAGAAGAAGAAGAAGAAGAAGUUGAGCCAUGGGGAAAGUGAAGGGGAAGCACCGUCUGGACAAGUUCUACCGCCUCGCCAAGGAGCACGGCUACCGCUCCCGGGCCUCCUGGAAGCUCGUCCAGCUCGACUCCAAGUUCUCCUUCCUCCGCUCCUCCCGCGCCGUGCUCGACCUCUGCGCCGCCCCCGGCGGCUGGAUGCAGGUCGCCGUCCAGCGCGUCCCCGUCGGCAGCCUCGUCAUCGGCAUCGACCUCGUCCCCAUCGCCCCGGUCCGCGGCGCCAUCUCCAUCGAGCAGGACAUCACCCGUCCGGAGUGCCGGGCCCGGGUCAAGAAGCUGAUGGGGGAGCACGGGGUCCGGGCCUUCGACCUGGUGCUCCACGACGGCUCGCCGAACGUCGGCGGGGCGUGGGCGCAGGAGGCUAUGAGCCAGAACGCGCUGGUCAUCGAUGCGGUGAAGCUCGCGACUCAGUUUCUGGCUCCGAAAGGCACGUUUGUGACGAAGGUUUUCAGGUCCCAAGACUAUAACUCUGUUCUGUAUUGCCUCAAGCAGUUGUUUGAAAAGGUGGAGGUGGACAAACCAGCUGCUAGUCGGUCCACAUCUGCUGAGAUAUUUGUUUUGGGAUUGAAAUACAAGGCCCCUGCAAAAAUUGAUCCGCGACUUCUUGAUGUGAAGCAUCUGUUUCAAGGAUCUAUUGAGCCCCCUAGGAAGGUGGUCGAUGUACUCAGAGGAACAAAGCAAAAGAGACACCGUGAUGGUUAUGAAGAUGGAGAAACAAUUUUCAGAAAAGUGUCUUCAGCUGCAGAUUUCAUUUCGUCCGAGUCUCCUCUUGAGAUACUUGGUUCAGUAACUUCAAUAUUAUUUGAUGAUCCAGCUUCUUUGCCUAUUAAGGAGCACUCUUUAACCACCGAGGAGGUCAAACAUCUAUGUGAGGAUUUGCGAGUCCUGGGAAAACAAGACUUCAAGCAUCUAUUGAAAUGGCGGCUGCAAAUGAGGAAGGCUCUGUCUCCUACAAAGAAGACUGAUUCUUCUAGUCCUGCAGUUGGUGACAAAGAGGAAACCGUAGAUGAAGAUGAUAAAAUACUCAAUGAGAUGGAGGAGCUGACAUAUGCUAUGGAGCGCAAGAAAAAACGACAAAAGAAGCUUCUUGCAAAAAGACGAGCUAAGGACACGGCACGGAAGGCCUUAGGGACGCAAGUGGAUGCUUUGGAAGAUGGUUACAUGGAUCAUGAAUUGUUUUCUCUUUCUUCCAUCAAGGACAAGAAAGAUUUGGUAGCUGUUGAUUCUAAUGAACUUGACGAGGAAAAUGUGGACUCACGGAAUAGUGAUGAUGAAGGAACUUUGAAGGAAAGCGAGGAGCAAUCUUCAAGUGAUGCCGAUUCAGAGGAAGAACGCAAAAGAUACGAUGAAAAGAUGGAAGAGUUUCUCGAUGAGGCUUAUGAACGCUUUGUAGCCAGAAAGGAGGGUAGCACAAAACAGCGGAAGCGUGCGAAACAAGCUUAUGAAAAGGACCAACUUUUAGAGGGCAGCGAAAAUGAGGACAUGAUCCAUUAUGAUGACGACUCGGACAAAGCUGAGGUUGAUAAUGAAUCAAAUCCACUUAUGGUAAACCUUGAUAAUGGUGAAGUGCCUACCCAAGAAGAGAUAACCAAUAAGUGGUUCAGCCAAGAUAUCUUUGCAGAAGCUGUAGAAGGGGGAGAUUUGGGGAAGUAUGAAAGUGAUGAUGAGAUGCAAAUUGAUCGGCGUGGAAAAGAACUUCCGACACCAGUGAAGGUUAAGGCAGCAACCCAAGUUGCAGCAUUGGACACAGUUCAAGCUUCCAAGGGGAGAGAUGAUUUUGAGAUAGUUCCUGCACCAGCUACUGAUUCUAGUGAUGAGUCCUCUGAUGAUGACUCGGAGGAUGAAGACAUUGACACAAAAGCUGAGAUCUUGGCCUGUGCAAAGAAGAUGCUAAGGAAGAAGCAGAGAGAGCAAAUCCUAGAUGAUGCCUACAGUAAGUACAUGUUUGAUGAUGAGGGGCUGCCUGAGUGGUUUAUAGAUGAGGAGAGGAGACACCGGCAACCAAUUAAGCCCGUGACGAAAGAGGAAAUUGCUGCAAUGAAGGCACAAUUUAAGGAGAUAGAUGCCCGCCCAGCUAAGAAGGUGGCAGAGGCCAAAGCACGAAAGAAGCGGGCUGCCAUGAGGAAGCUAGAUAAGAUUCGCAAGAAAGCGAACUCUAUAUCGGACCAGACAGAUAUAUCUGAUCGUUCCAAGAGUAGGAUGAUCGACCAGCUAUACAAGAAGGCUGCACCCAAAAAGCCUCAAAAGGAGUACGUGGUCGCAAAGAAGGGGGUUCAGGUCAAGGGCGGGAAGGGGAAAGUCCUUGUUGACCGAAGGAUGAAAAAGGAUGCUCGGAGUCGUGGAAAGGGCAAGCAAGGGAAAGGCGGAUUGAAAAAGGGAAAGAAUGCAAAAGCUCGAGGAGCCGGUAAAGGAUCUGGAAAGGGCUCUGGAAAGGGGAAGAUGGGAAACAAAGCAAAAGGCGGGCAUGCGUGAAUGAGGGCAUGCAUAGCAUUUUACCGAUCUGUCUCUUCUUAAUGAAAUUUUGCCGCCUGUUUAAGUUAUGACUUGAUUUAUAGAAGGCAUCUCAGUUCACAAUUUUGCACCA
Molecule: messenger RNA, 2679 nt
Organism: Syzygium oleosum
Lineage: Eukaryota; Viridiplantae; Streptophyta; Magnoliopsida; Myrtales; Myrtaceae
Exons: 11
Coding region: 66-2567 (833 amino acids)
Biological process (GO): rRNA methylation; maturation of LSU-rRNA from tricistronic rRNA transcript (SSU-rRNA, 5.8S rRNA, LSU-rRNA); maturation of 5.8S rRNA from tricistronic rRNA transcript (SSU-rRNA, 5.8S rRNA, LSU-rRNA)
Cellular component (GO): nucleus; nucleolus; preribosome, large subunit precursor
Molecular function (GO): rRNA (uridine-2'-O-ribose)-methyltransferase activity; rRNA (guanine) methyltransferase activity
Source: RefSeq, a predicted model, not a curated record